AUGGGUCGAGAGACUAUAAUUGCAUUAGUUGGGAAACCUUCAAGUGGGAAGUCUACGACUUUAAACUCGUUGACUGAUGCCAAUGCGAAGGUUGGAGCAUUUCCUUUCACUACAAUAGAUCCUAAUAAGGCUACGGGGUAUUUAGAGGUAGAUUGUGCAUGCAGUAGGUUCGGCAAGGAAGAAUUAUGUCUGCCUACAUACGGAUAUUGUAGGGACGGAAAGAGAGGAGUGCCGAUUAUGCUUUUAGAUGUUGCAGGGUUAGUACCGAAUGCUCAUUUAGGCAGGGGAUUGGGUAAUAAGUUUCUUGGUGAUUUGACAGAAGCCGAUUGUUUGAUACAUAUAGUUGAUGUUAGUGGCACAACUGAUGCAGAGGGAAAGGCUACGAGAGGCUAUGAUCCGCUUCAUGAUAUAGAGUGGCUACAGGACGAGAUUUUCAGAUGGAUCUUGGGUAACUUGACAGAAAGAUGGGGAUCUAUCGUCAGAAGACAUACAGCUACGAAAUCCACAACAUUAGAGACGCUUAGACAGCAGCUAGGUGGAUAUUCUGCAAAUAAGCAGUUAAUUGGCAAGGCUUUAGAUUUGCUCCCUGGUUUACCUCCUUUACAGGAUUGGAAUAAUGAAACUAUAGAAAAAGUAGUCUACACUUUUAUGACGGUCAAAUUUCCCACUGUGCUAGCACUCAAUAAGAUGGAUCAUCCUGACUCGGACAAAAAUGUUUCUAAGAUUAUAUUGAAACAUCCUAAUCUGAAAUGCGUCUUGACCUCAUCAAUUACUGAGGUAUUUUUAAGAAAACUAGCAAAUCAAAAUUACAUUAAAUACGAUCUGGGUACUGAAUUUAUUGAUACUAUUGAUGAUUUGGGUCCAGGUUCUGGAUUAAAGCCGCUUGAUGAAAAGAUGAAAAUUCGUAUCGAGAAUGUAAGAGACUUGGUUCUCUAUAGAUUUGGAUCUACGGGAGUGGUCAAACUAUUGCAGGCAGCAGCUGAUCUUUUAGACUUGGUACCUGUUUAUCCAGUCAGGAACAUUCAUAAUUUCACAGGAAGUACAGGAGACAGUGUCUUCAAAGACUGUGUUCUCGUUAAAAGGGGUACACCCGUCAUUACUGUGGCUAGGAGGAUUAUGGGUGACGUGACUAUUGCAGCAAUAGAGGGGCUCAAUGGUAUGAGAAUAGGUGAAGAAGACAUUGUGGAUGUCGGGAAGAAUGAUAUUCUUAGCUUCAAGCUUGUCCCUGGAGGUAAUAAGUAG
Priceomyces carsonii is the source of this 1242-nucleotide messenger RNA. RefSeq lists its product as uncharacterized. Bases 1 to 1242 code for a protein of 413 amino acids. The record is from RefSeq and is a predicted model, not a curated record. Gene Ontology annotation, molecular function: GTP binding; ATP hydrolysis activity. Gene Ontology annotation, cellular component: cytoplasm. Lineage: Eukaryota; Fungi; Ascomycota; Pichiomycetes; Serinales; Debaryomycetaceae. The transcript has a single exon.